Molecule: messenger RNA, 648 nt
Organism: Stereum hirsutum FP-91666 SS1
Lineage: Eukaryota; Fungi; Basidiomycota; Agaricomycetes; Russulales; Stereaceae
Exons: 3
Coding region: 1-648 (215 amino acids)
Source: RefSeq, a predicted model, not a curated record
AUGCCAUCCUACACCGUACCACCACACAAACGACAACGUCGAACCGCUACUUCUGUCUUUGCUGGCAAAUUCGAUUUACGGUUUCACCGCGUCUCAAUUGAUCGCGCAGUCGAGAAGGCAGAGGGAAGGAAGGUGGAGAGGUGGAGAGAGAAGGAAAGUGAAUGCGAGAGGGAAAGGGAGAGGAACCAUGAGAGGAAGCAAGCGCAGGCCGUCCCGCAGUCGGAGUUGAAGCCCACAUCUCUCGCAGCUAAACCCUCCCUCUUUUGGAGUGCACGCCCUGCCAUCCGGAUGUACACCCCCCAACGCUCUGUCUCUAUUUCUUCUCAACCGAUGCAACUGUCCUCCCCACAUACCUCCCCUGGUCCGUCUAUCUCUUCUCACACUUAUCACGAACGGGAGGACGACCGGCUGUCUUGUAGAACUCAAAAAUCUACUGCACCACCUCCUUCUAAGCGAGCGAAGAGCCGCAUCGCUGCCAAGAGGGGCUGGAAGGGAUAUGCUGAAGGCUUUCUUUCACCUUCGGAAAAGAAUAUUGAUGCUGUUUAUGUCCUGCCAGAGCGGAGGACGAGAAGUGGAAAGAGCUUCAGUGCAGCUACUGGACGUCCGGCUGUAUUGAACAGUACAGCAGCUCGUCAGGAUCGCUCUUGA